AUUAGCUAUUUAGUUAUCAAAUAUAAAAAUUCCCUUCCAUCUUCGUUCUUCAGGAUAUCUUUGACUUCCUACUAUAAAUCCCCAAAAAACUAAGGAAAGGAAGAAAAAGGAUAAACAAAAAGAGAUUAGUGCAGAAAGAUUGGAGCACGGUGAAUCCAAAGGACGAUUACAAGAAUGAACAAGAAUGUCUUAAGAGUGGGGUUCUUCAAUAGGUGUUCAUCAUACCAUUUUUAUGUACAAAGAUUGCAACUUUUUGACAGUUCGUAAGCAGAUCAUUCUCACCCAUCUUCACUUUUCAGCCCACUGUUGAAGCAGGCCAGCUUUCGCGCACCUCUACUUAAUCCACAGGAUACCUGCCACCUCCCACCAACAACAGAUAUCAGUAAAUUGUGUCCACUAAGGCCAGGACAGAUGGGAAGAAUCACCUAGUGUUUAGUUGCUUUUGAGAUUUCUAGGCUUUUCUGUUGCUUACAUUCUUUGAAAUGAAGUGGGAACUGAUUCUUUGGAGUGAUUGGUUCUUCUUGAUUUGAUGAUUGGAAUAUGUUAUUAGAAAUUUCUUGAAGAGUUGCUUUAGUUUUGGGAAUGACGAAUUGAGGGUCUUUUACUGGGUUUAGAAGGCUUGUGUGUGUUGUAUUGUUAUGGAGAUUACGGCAGCAAAGCCAUUCAAUAACAUCUGGAUUAGGAGACAGCAAUGCCCUUGCGGAGAUUGGAAGUGUUACAUUAAAGCCGAUGGAGAUGAGCAAGGAGCAAAUGUUUCUCAAACGACAAAGAGUGAAGCAACGUCAUCUUCAUCUCAAGAUAUUGUUUUUACUCCAUAUGUUGGUCAGAUAUUUAAAGGUGAUGAUGAAGCAUUUGAAUAUUAUAGCAACUUUGCUAGGAAGAAUGGGUUUUCUGUUAGGAAAGCACGCUCAACCGAAAGCCAAAAUUUGGGGAUUUAUAGAAGGGAUUUUGUGUGUUACAGGUCUGGAUUUAAUCAACCAAGGAAGAAGGCCAAUGUGGAACACCCUAGGGAUAGGAAAUCAGUACGGUGUGGAUGUGAUGCGAAGCUGUACUUAACGAAAGAGAUUGCUGAUGGUGUAGCACAAUGGUAUGUUUCUCAGUUUAGUAACAUUCAUAAUCAUGAAUUAUUGGAAGAUGAUCAAGUCAGACUACUUCCUGCAUACCGAAAAAUCCAAGAGGCUGACCAGGAACGGAUUCUUUUGCUGUCCAAAGCUGGGUUUCCUGUCAAUCGAAUAGUGAAGGUGCUGGAAUUAGAAAAAGGUGUUCAACCAGGUCAGUUGCCUUUCAUAGAAAAAGAUGUCAGAAAUUUUGUCAGGACGUGCAAGAAAACUGUUGAGGAGAAUGAUGCUUUGAUCACAGAGAAAAGGGAAAAUGAUCUUUUGGAUCUUCUUGAGGGUUGCAAAGCAUCAGAACAAAAGGAUGAGGGGUUUGUUUACAGUUUUACUACUGAUGAAAAUGGCAGAGUGGAAAACAUUGCAUGGUCGUAUGGACACUCACGCCAAGCAUAUUCAUUUUUUGGUGAUGUUGUCACUUUUGACACCACAUACCGCUCUAUCACGUAUAAUAUGAUAUUUGGUGUGUGGUUUGGAAUUGACAAUCAUGGGAAUGUACUUUUUCUUGGAUGCGUUCUGCUGCAAGAUGAGACAUCACAGUCAUUCACUUGGGCCUUACAGUCCUUUGUUCGAUUCAUGAGAGGAAGACAACCGCAGACAAUUGUGACUGAUAUAGAUUCAGGGCUAAGAGAUGCUAUAGCAAGUGAGAUGCCUAACACUAAGCAUGUUAUAAGUAUAUGGCAAGUUCUCUCAAAAUUAUCUAGUUGGUUCUCCUUGCCCCUUGGAUUACAGUAUCCAGAUUUUAAAUCUGAGUUUGAUGUGUUAUGUCGACUGGAAAAUGUAGAGGACUUUGAGCAUCAGUGGAAUCAACUGGUUGCUCGGUUUGGACUUGGUUCAGAUAAGCACAUUGCUCUUCUUCUAUCCUAUCGAGCAUCCUGGCCGAGUUCUUACAUGCGGAACUUUUUCCUGGCCCGAACAAUGAUGAUUGAGUAUUGGAAAUUGGUAGAGACAUACAUGAAGAAUAUCUUGAGCCCUCAAUCAAGCUUACUAUUAUUCUUUGAGAAGGUUGGUUCAGCGUCCAACGUUGGGAGUCACAAGAAAGAAAAGCAACUUUAUAUGCCUGCUAAGACCUGCCUGCCUGUUGAAGAACAUUCCAGGAGCAUUCUUACGCCUUAUGCCUUCAAUAUAAUGCAGCAUGAGAUUAUGCUGUCUAUGCAAUAUGCAAUAACAGAAAUGGCCAAUAGCUCAUAUCUUGUGAGGCAUUACAAGAAAAUGGAAGCAGAGUGUCUUGUUAUUUGGAUUCAUGAAGAUGAGCAAGUUCACUGCUCUUGUAAGGAAUUCGAGCACUCUGGCAUAAUGUGUCGCCAUUCGAUUCGAGUGCUAGUAUCUAAGAACUACUUUCAAAUCCCAGAAAAAUAUUUUCCACUUCGAUGGAGGCUAGAAAGUUCCUUAGCUCCCCUCGAUGAUUCAGUCAUUCAAAGUAGCAAAAAUGAGUAUUCUCAAGUUUUCCAUGCUCUAUGUGGAAGUCUAUAUUCUGAAUCAUCCAUCUCUAAGCAGCGUUUUGAUUAUGUCAAUAGAGAGCUCAAACAGCUCCUUGAGCAUGUGCAGAAUAUGCCUUCUGUGGAUGAAGUUGCUGUGAGUUCAGCACCUAUCAAUGUUGGUGAACUCUAGCACUUAUGAUGUAUUGCCUGGUAGCUAAUUUAGUACUAGGGAACUAAAGCUUUUGUGAAGGAACAUUUGAGAAAGAAAUUAGGCAUGAACGGAGUGCAAGAAUAGAUUUACCUUUAGUGUAUAGCAAGUUACAGUAUCAACGUGGAAAAACCACACAAGAGUCCAGUAAAAAGCAUUUUUCCUUGAAUUUCAGCGGGCUUCCUUUUGAUUAUUUGUUGCUUUUUGCUUUCUCUGAGAGUUGACUAUUGGCUGAAUAGAAAUGCAUAGGAGUCACAAGAAGUAUCAUGUCACAAUGCACAUUUCCUUUAGAGUGACUUUCACUAGUGAGAAUCGGUUGUAUUUUAAUUUAUCGUUCAAUUUAACAAAUUAAUUUGACUCACAGGAAUAAUUGUUCUCCUUUAUUUAAUCUGGAUUUCCUAACUGAAAGGGAGCCUUGGAACAACGCUGAAGUUGUCUCUGUGUGAUUGGUUCGAGCCGUGGAAGCUGCCACUAAUGCUUGCUUUAGGGUAGGUUGUCUACAUCACACCCCUUGAGGUGUGGCCCUUCCGUGGACCCUGCUAACGCGGAUGCUUUGUGCACAAGGAUGCCUUUCUUUUUUCCUAACUGUAAAAUAAGCUUCAUUAAUGGAAGCCCUGUAAUGAUAUUGUUGCUGAUGUCCUGAAAGUUUAGUAUCUCUGUACUGAUAGAUUUAACAGGAGAAGUUCAGAGAUUGGUGUUUUUCUUGGUCAAAGGUUUUCUGUGAAUGCUGGGGAACUUGCAGAGGUAAGUCAUAUAGAAAAAUUGUAGUUUUCAUUUCUUUUCUUUGCAGUAUAGUUGCUCAUUCCCAUAAUAGGUGGUUAAAAUGAUAUUCUUUUAGAACUUUGAAAUUUACUUCUGAAUUGUCAUUAGAUAGUUUCUAAUAACACCACUUUCAUUUUCCUGGCA
This is a messenger RNA of Capsicum annuum, 3647 nucleotides long. Its product is annotated as putative protein FAR1-RELATED SEQUENCE 10. Bases 639 to 2723 code for a protein of 694 amino acids. The record is from RefSeq and is a predicted model, not a curated record. The transcript is spliced from 4 exons. Lineage: Eukaryota; Viridiplantae; Streptophyta; Magnoliopsida; Solanales; Solanaceae. Gene Ontology annotation, biological process: regulation of DNA-templated transcription. Gene Ontology annotation, molecular function: zinc ion binding.